Molecule: messenger RNA, 1859 nt
Organism: Aricia agestis (brown argus)
Lineage: Eukaryota; Metazoa; Arthropoda; Insecta; Lepidoptera; Lycaenidae
Product: phenoloxidase-activating factor 3-like
Exons: 9
Coding region: 74-1600 (508 amino acids)
Biological process (GO): proteolysis
Molecular function (GO): serine-type endopeptidase activity
Source: RefSeq, a predicted model, not a curated record
GUGUGACAUGAGAUGGUCACAUCAGUGUCUGAACUCUGACAAAGUGUCUUUAAAAUAAUAAACAAGUAUAAAAAUGCGUAUUGUACAGUUUAUUUUACUGUGCUCUUACGGUAUUUCGCAAGGGAAGAGUUCAUUUGGGCCAUGCAGCUCCUGUGUUCCGGUCGAGGAGUGUCCGUUCGUCCGCGACUUGACUGCUGAGGAGCAGCGGGCGUGGAUGACGCAGUACCACUGUGACACUAUCACCAUCGGCACCACCAAGAUAUACGACGGGUUCUCGGCCAUCGCUAAAGGAGAUAGUGUACUUUGCUGUCCUCACAUAAAUCAACUGAAUGAAAACAUUGCAGAGGAAAAACCGAGGGUAGAAAGAAAAGCAAACACCAAAUACAACGCCUCUGUCAUUAACGUAAGAAACCUUCCCGAGAUACACAGAAGAGUACGACAAGUCGACAAUGGAAGCAACCCGUUCUUUCUCAAAAAGACUGUUAAACCCCCUGUUAUCCCUCCUGUAAACCCUCCCGUUAACCCGCCAAUUAACCCUCCUGUUAACCCCCCAAAUGAUCCAACGGAUAAGCAGUGUAGGCCGCUAAGUGACCCGCCAGAACCAGAGAGUGGUUGCUGUGGUAUAGAUACGUCGGAUACUGACAGGAUAACUGACUUAGAAAGCUUCCAGACCACUCACGCACCCCUAGUCAACAAUAAGUGGGAGCAGUUUUUCUUGCCGGCAGCCAAACCAACUGAACGGAAAAUCAAUGGAUCAACAGGGAACAAAACUAAUGUUGUGGAUUUAGACCCUAAAAUAUCAGGUGGCAAUGAAACCGAACUGGAGCAGUAUCCAUGGGCCGUGCUAUUGCGGAUUGUGUUCAGAUUUGGCAACGAAGUGGAGGAGUUUACCUGUGGAGGCUCUCUGAUAAGUGCGAUGUAUGUGAUCACUGCUGCACACUGCGUUCAGGAAAAGGAUGCGACUUUAGUCAAACUCGACAUCACUUUAGCGGAGUACGACAAGCGAACUUUCCCCAACGAUUGUAUUGCGGCGGGCGAAGGUCGGAAGUGUAUUCAAAAUAUCGUAAUUCCCGCCCAGAGCGUAACAGUUCACCCUUCGUACGAGGAGACUUGGCUCCAUAAUGACAUCGCUGUAAUAAAACUCCGCUUCCCCGCGCCCUACACGAACGCCAUCAGCCCUAUAUGUUUGGCGCCGCUCAACAUAGACACACCGGUGCUGACCAAUCUCUCCCUGGCGGUGGCGGGCUGGGGACAGAACCGUCAGUUCUUCACUAAUGUCAAACAGUCGACGAUCCUCAAACUCAUCUCGAAGGAGGAGUGCGAGAAAUCCUACCCGAAUAUAUCAAAGGACCACAUCUGUGCUGUGGGUAGUACGGGACAAGAUACUUGUAGAGGCGAUUCAGGAGGACCACUGAUGGUGCUGUCCCGAGGACGGUACUACCUGAUGGGUGUGGUGAGCGGGAAGAGAGCUGACAGCCCCUGCGGCUCCACCGUCCCGUCUCUCUUCACAAACGUCUUCAACUAUAUUGACUGGAUAAAGGGGGUUUUAAGACGAGACCAGUUGAGUUUCUCUGGGGUUCCAGGUGCUACGGUGACCUAAAAGUAAUUUGAUUUGAAAUUGCAGAAAUUCAUUGGCAUGUUUACAUAAUAAAGACAAUUUCUGAUUCAGACGGCCUUGGUCCUUGACACAAAAUUUUUUUGUUGUUUGCGUCACCGCUGACUGUGGGCCUAUUUUAUUUUUUGUCCCUGGGUCACCUAGCGACGCCACUGGACAUUUUAUUCCUAGGAUAGUAUCUAAACUUAUAUUGAUAAAUCUUAUGUUAUGUAAUAAACAAAUAACCUGUAGUAUUGUUAUCUUA